Phialemonium atrogriseum is the source of this 2970-nucleotide messenger RNA. RefSeq lists its product as uncharacterized. Gene Ontology annotation, cellular component: plasma membrane. NCBI's taxonomy places the organism in Eukaryota, Fungi, Ascomycota, Sordariomycetes, Cephalothecales, Cephalothecaceae. The record is from RefSeq and is a predicted model, not a curated record. Gene Ontology annotation, biological process: actin cytoskeleton organization. Bases 1 to 2970 code for a protein of 989 amino acids. The transcript is spliced from 3 exons. Gene Ontology annotation, molecular function: protein binding.
AUGGCCGCGCCACCAUCGAAUCGGCCUGAAAUGGGCGAUAUCCUGGUAGUCAUCCAUGACUUCCAAGCCCGGAGUUCCGACGAAUUGAGUCUAGUCAAGGGCGACCGCGUCGAGCUGAUUGAGAGGGACGAUGAGUUUAACGAUGGCUGGUUCCUGGGCAGACACAUGGUCAAUGGCAAUAGCGGACUGUUCCCAGAAGUGUACACCCGACUAGCCCCCAUGAACACGAACCCCCCGAAUGGUAACUCGACGCCGAGACAGAGCCUUGCUACUGUUGCCGAGACGGCCAACGAGCAGAGGACAGAGGCCGUCUCAAGCCCGCUCGUAGAAGAUCGCAACCUCGCCCCGUCGCCACCCAUACCCUCGGAGCCGGCACAGCCAACACCCGUUACCCUGCCUCUGAGUUCGUUCACCUCGAAGACGGUAACAAGCAUCCCCGCCGCAAGCGUCCCAAGCACGCCACCGACCCAUUCUCUAUCCGGCAUCAAUACCAUCGGGCGUCCGAGCACAAGUCAAGACAGCCAUGUCUUACACGAAACACUGAACGUCAUCAACGAGCAUAUCACGGACCUCAGUUCCCCCCAGCUGAACGACGCGUUGCGGGCAGUGGCCAACGACUCCGAAAGCGAGUACAGCUCGCACAUGGACCACCGGAUGUCAUACAUACAGGGGGAGGAGACGGACGAAGAGGAGGAUGGAACCCGCUCGCGUUCCGAAGUUAUAUCUUGGUCGGCCGAUGACGUUGCCGAGUACCUGUUCACGUCGGGUGUUGAAAAGCAUCAUUGUGAGGUGUUCCGGGAUCAAGAAAUCACGGGUGAAGUGCUCCUAGGCAUGGACCAGACCUCGCUCUUCAUAAAAGCGUUUGACCUUGGCUCGGUGGGACGUCGGCUCAAGACCUGGCAGAAGAUCAAGGCGCUACAGGACGAAGUGAACGGGCAAGGCCAAUCCACGCGGAGGACGACGCAGACGUACGGGAGCGAGGCUGGGUCCGACGCAGUGGGACGAAUGAGGAGUAGGACUAGCACCCUGACAAGCUCCGUCCAGAGGAUGGCGCCACUUGACGAUCGACCACCGUCGGUACAGACGAGGCGCGUGUCGCUGACACAAACACCAAGGAUGGAGCCAACGCAGCCCCUGACCCCGGUGUCACCACUGAUGGAGAGCCCGACCAGACCCUUCCACAUCAAGCGGCCCUCAGCUGCAUCCGUCCGAGAUUUACACCACUCCCGUCGUCACUCCUCUACCGACUUCCGUCUGACGGGGACAACGCUGGACACUGCUGUAACCCCCAAGUUGGCUACUAGCGGCAUGCUUCCGCCUCCGCCCCCUCAGCCCGUCCCUGUCGCCCAUAAGAAACAGCCCUCUUUCGACCGGAAUUGGACCCUUCGGAGUGCAACGGCCUCCGCCCCGCGCCCAUCAUCUUCGGCCGGGGUUCAGCAGGAUGUCGUGACAGCAUCGAAUCUUGACCCUCAGGAUUCUGCUGUGGACAUUGACCGCGGCUACUUCUCUGGUACUGACGCUGACUCGAAGCGACGCAACGUAUUAAGAAAGCGGGAGAUUGAACAAGUUCGCCACUCGCGGAAGUCCAGCUACGCAGAAGAGCAGCGGGUUCGGACUGCCACGGCACUUUCCAGGCACUCAAGGUUCGGCAGUGUGGACUCUGUGCGUGAGCCAACCUUGGGGACGUCGACCGCAGCCCAGAAAUAUUACGGAAUAGCAGCCAGCAUCCACCGGCGCACCGCGUCCAGCGCUACUACCGAGUCAAUAAGACCAGUACCCCCGGCAAAAGACAGUCCUUCACCUACGGUAACGAUCCUUGACGGUUCCACUGAGAGGCCGCGACCUCCUCCAAUAACGCCGAUUUCGCCCCCGAAUCGCCAAGCCAUGCAUGCCGACUGGUACACCAGGUCCGGUAUCAAGGGCGGGUUUGGCCUGAGGGCUAUCUCGGAUGCGGUCACCGGGAGCGAGCGCUCCAAGCUUGCUUUGUCGGCCGACUCCAUAUCCAAAGAGUCUCCAAUACAAUCCCCGGCCAGGACCGGGUCUACCACGCCGUCAGCCGAGCCGAGCUUCGAGUUGGAUUCCCCCAACGCCGCCAAGAGUCCCAACACGGCGACCACAGCGUCCAGUCGGAAUAACGGUCGAAAGAAGACCAAGAAGGAGACGAGUGCAUACCUCCGGGGGCUUCAGAAGUGUACUCCCAGAGAGGCGAUGGUGGAUGCCGAUUAUACCGGGUGGAUGAAGAAGAAGAGCUCGAAUCUGAUGACGACCUGGAAGCCCCGUCUCUUCGUCCUCAAGGGCCGGCGGCUGGCUUACUACUACUCGGAGGACGAUGACCAAGAGAAGGGUCUCAUCGACAUAUCUUUCCACCGAGUGCUGCCGGCGGACAAUGAGAAACUCACCGGCUUGCACGCCACCCUGACCGGGGCUUCCAACACGCCGACGAUGCCGGCCGGCAGUAACGUCCCGACACUCGCCGCCGCGCAAGCCGAGGCCGAUCCGACCACGGAGUCGGACUCGAUCUUCAUCUUCAAACUGGUACCCCCGCGUGCGGGGCUCUCCAGGGCGGUCAACUUUACCAAGCCCACCGUGCACUACUUUGCAGUCCCCAACAUCAAACAGGGGAGGCUGUGGAUGGCAGCGCUGAUGAAGGCGACCAUCGACCGCGACGACGCCCAGCCGAUCACGACGACGUACCAGCAGAAGACCAUCUCCCUCGCCCGGGCCCGGGCGAUGCGCCACAGGCCGCCCAACCUCAUGAACCUCGACGAGGCGGCCGAGGAGGCGGGGGCCGACCGGGACGAGGCCGACGCCGACGCCGACGCGGCCGACGGCCUCGGCAUCGUCUACGACGGCGCCGACAGCGGGGUGUCGGGCCUGGAGAAGAUGGGCCUCCAGAAGGUCGAGAGCGCCAGGUCGAGAGGCUUCCCCCUCGGAGACGAGAAGGACUCGAGACUUCCUCAGAGCGCUUGA